CCGAUCCAAUUGGUACCCGAACCAUCCAGUAUCCAUCACCUGGUAUCAGUAUUCAUCCAUUAUUUCUUCCAGAAGGCUGGGUCGGAUAUCCACCUGGUGCGGAUGAAAUUGCCUGCCCUAAACCAUCGUCUAUCUCCCACUACGCUUCUCCAGCUCAGAUCUCUCAAGCAUAAAUCAGCGAACCCAUCCGUCGUCUCUCAGCUUCCUCGGCUCUCUCACGCUCUGUAACAGAGGAGGAUGAAUCCGUUGAAGAUGGCGAUGACUACUUUGCAACGUGAAGGGAGGCGUUUGGCCGCCGCUCCAUUUCCUUCUCCCACCCCUCUCAAUGCCUUCCGCUCUUCCCUUGGCUCUCCUUCCGAGGAGGUAUGCUUAUCUGGAGUCCGCUUUAUUUCUACUCAAGUUGUUAGGAAUCGGAUGAAGAGUGUUAAAAACAUUCAAAAAAUCACAAAAGCAAUGAAGAUGGUUGCAGCUUCUAAGCUUCGAGCUGUUCAGAGUAGAACUGAAAAUUCACGUGGCCUCUGGCAGCCAUUCUCUGUUCUUCUUGGUGACACUCCAAGUGUUGAUGUGAAGAAGAAUGUUAUCAUUACCAUUUCUUCAGACAAAGGUCUUUGUGGUGGAAUCAACUCUACAUCAGUCAAGACAAGCCGGAACAUUCACAAGUUGAAUUCUGGUCCUGAGAAGGAAAACAAGUAUGUAAUUCUGGGAGAGAAGGCGAAGGCUCAGCUGUUGAGAGAUUCUAAGAAAGAUAUUCACCUGGUUAUGACUGAGCUGCAAAAGAAUCCUCUCAACUAUACACAGGUUUCUGUGGUAGCUGAUGAGAUACUUAAAAAUGUAGAGUUUGAUGCUCUGAGAAUUGUUUUCAACAAGUUCCAAUCAGUCGUCUCAUUCUUACCAACCAUGUCUACUGUAUUAUCACCUGAGGUGACUGCACUUAACCUUGUUUGGCAUUGGACCCCCUCUUAUAUCCAAAUAAAGCUCGUUAGGAGUUGAUAUGCUUGUUUGUUACAUCUGUUUUCUAUUGUAGGCGGUUGAGAGAGAGUCUGAAUCUGGAGGGAAGCUUGGGGAUUUGGAUUCUUAUGAAAUUGAAGGUGCCGAGUCCAAGUCAGAAAUCCUUCAGAAUCUUACAGAGUUCCAAUUUUCAUGUGUAUGUG
Messenger RNA from Cuscuta campestris, 1151 nucleotides. Lineage: Eukaryota; Viridiplantae; Streptophyta; Magnoliopsida; Solanales; Convolvulaceae. The record is from the annotation of a GenBank genome assembly.